AUGGCACUACCUUCAUAUGCCCAGGAGCAAUAUACCAUGGCAGAACCGCUUCAAAUGACAGAUCAGCACACGACCAAUCCGUCAUUCGCUACAGCGUCAUCUGACAUGUCCACACUUGGCAUGCCUGAAGUUGACUCCCAUUUGCAUAAAGAAUGUGGGAGCCAAAUAACAGGUAUCUUAGACCCAGCGGACGAAACGGCUGAUGCUGCUAUGACAUUAUGCAUGAUAUUCGGACAACCCACCAAACCGCCAGAAACACCAACGAUCGAGCAUCAAGAAGUCUUGACCCACUCACAUGAAGACCAGAGGCUUUUAAGAACGGCGGAAAGCGGGAGUGCGAGUAUACCGCCCGGAAAAGGGGACAACUUACAGGCAGUAGUGACGGCAAAUGCAUACGAAGCAAUUGCUUGUUCGAUCAGCCACGUCAUAGAGCCAUCCAUGGAGAUCUGUGAGAAAGAGAAACCACAUGAGGGCCAACAGGCAUACCCAGACGACUCCAUUUCCGAUCCUCAAGGCCAUCCAGACGAUUCUAUAGAAACCUCGACCUGCUGGGAUGACGCCGUUUGGGCGUUUGAACACGAGAAGUUGCCCUGCGACAUCAUAAGAGAUGAUUUUCUCGACGAAGGCCAGACUGGUACAGAAAAUCUCCUCGGAAAUCAAGCUAUUGACAAGUUUCUGUCCCUAGUGGAAGGGUUUGAAAUGCCUGGAAUGGGAAGCCCUUCCAACGUUGGCCCAAGAGAAACGUCAGUCCAAUACAAAAAGAGUAUCAACAUGUCUGAUGAUGCCACUGAUCUCCUGAAAGAGACCAGAAGCAGCUCAAUCAUUCGUGAUCACCGCAGCCCAUCCUAUGGUGAGCCACAGGAGGCACCAUCAGCUCCUACUGAGCAGAUGGAGUUCUUGAACGGUUCUGUGCCUAUCACCACCGACACGAUCAAUGGAGAAGUGAUUGCCAUAGAAGACUCGACCAACGCCAGCGACAUCAGCGACUCGCCAUCAAACAUUACCGCGGAUCAACGCCCAUGGGCAGACCCACAACCUCGUGCACGAUCUCAAACACCCAUCAUUAUUGACACGAACAAUGGAGAAGCGAUUGUCAUAGAAGACUCGAGUGACUCAAGCGACAUCAGCGAUUCCAGCGACUCGGCAUCAGAGAUUACUGCAGAUCGACGCACAUGGGCAGGUUCACAACCUCGCGUUCGAUUCAGACCUUCGCGUGUACUGGAUGGUAUGGUACGAUGGUCCGACGCAUAUCCCCCGAGGACGUGCCAGACGGCUGCCCCACAACUUUGGAUCGAUGCCCAAAACUACUGGAAGUCGGCGCGGGCGAUGAAGCGUUUUGCCGGAAGCAAGAAAGUCAGAAAAUUCGACAAGAUUAUGGUUAAAGCACAGAAGCGCUUUCAACAACACGGGGGCACCAUAACCGUACAAGCUGCAAACAAAUUACAUCGCAAGUUCAAGCAGAUCCUGCCCCAUCUUAUUGGGCAACUGAGCAAUUCAAAGCAACGGAAAUUCUUGCAAGAUGUGGAUCGCACGCUGAAAGAUUUGUACACGCUAGUAGAGGUAACGGCGAUGAUGACAGAGCCACCAGAAAGUGACGGUGAUAAGGACGACGGUGACUACAAACCUAGAGGGGCAACAAGGAGAGUAUAG
This is a messenger RNA of Bipolaris maydis ATCC 48331, 1650 nucleotides long. RefSeq lists its product as uncharacterized. The record is from RefSeq and is a predicted model, not a curated record. NCBI's taxonomy places the organism in Eukaryota, Fungi, Ascomycota, Dothideomycetes, Pleosporales, Pleosporaceae.